Drosophila albomicans is the source of this 7260-nucleotide messenger RNA. Its product is annotated as trichohyalin-like. Bases 400 to 7182 code for a protein of 2260 amino acids. Lineage: Eukaryota; Metazoa; Arthropoda; Insecta; Diptera; Drosophilidae. The transcript has 6 exons. The record is from RefSeq and is a predicted model, not a curated record.
GAAAAUAAAAUAUGUACAAAGUUCGAUAUAUUACAAACUUAUAGAAACUGCAGAUGAGUGACACAAUGCUUCCGAUUCGUAUAGCAGCUAAAAUAAAAUUAUAGAUUAAUUAAAACACCUGCAUAUAUUAUACCAUUAUAUUGUACUUAGCAAGUUGUGUGCAGUCAGUAGUAAAAAUAACCAUUUCUUUCUGAGCGCAUCAUUUGAAAUUGUUGUCAAUCGUUCAAAUAAUAAUUUUCUAGAGUUUGCUGACAAAAUUUGGAAGUUUCUCUUUUUUCCUUUUUUAGACCACAACCAGAUUUAUCUUGACUGAAUGCGAGAUUACCGACAACAUAUUUCGUUCGAAUUACAGAUUCAUUAUUAAAACCGCUUAUCCAUCGUAUUUGUUUUUAAUCAAUAAUGUGUAAUUUCAAUGCAAUAUGCUGUCAUAGUAAAAAACUCCGUGAGUGCAUUCACAGUGCCACAACGAGCACAGUCACGUCGAAGAACUCCACAAUGUCGCCAUCAUCUCGGGAAACAAAUUUGGGGUGUGAAUGCAACGAUACGAGCAUAGCAGCAUCUUCUAAAGCAUCGCGUCGCAAUGGAUAUUCGCUGUCAAGUUCCGCAAGCUUGCCUCCUUCAAAUUCAACAAAGGUGCUACCGCAACGCUUAAGCAAAGUUCCCAUUUCGAUGGCAGCAAAUCAAAGAAAUGCAGUCUUAAAUCGUGCUACAAAUUGUACAGUAGAUCAAGGCACCACAACGCCAAGAGACAGUUACUUCCUCUUUGAACGAAUCAUCAAUCAAGCUUUUCCGCAAAGAAGAAACAAUUUGAACUGUUGGAAUUGCUGCCAUUGUCAUUGUAAUUGUCUGAGAAAAAUGGCGGCACGGCAAAGGGCUGAAUUAAAUUCAAAUAAUUGUUCAAUGCAGCAAGAACCGGCUGAAGUCAAACCCAAGGAAAAGCCCAAGCGAAUUAUGAAAUACCUGAGAGAAAAAAAACUCAAGCAGGUAGGCCAGCUUGAACCCCGUUGUUAUGACACUAAGGCGCUAGAAAAAGCGCGGCUAGUUGAAUCACAGGCCAAGAGCAAGCCAAAGCGAAAGAUUAAGCGAAAAGUGAUAGUAAACCAGGUCACACCAGAAAAAGAAGAAGGGAAGGACAUGUGGUUUGAGUGUAAUGUGCCACUACGUGUUAGCAUACCAACAAACAUUUGCUUCGGAGGCGCUCCCUGGGAUCUAUUACAAUCGAUGACGAACUCACUUCCCGCAAAUAAUAACAAUCUAAAGGCACUACCAGAGCCCAACGCUAAGACAAAGAACUUAGCAAAACCAGAUACAAAGGUUACUCCACCGAUAGCAACAUCACAUGAAGUGGCACGUCAAUUAUGCAUCACGAUUCGUCCCAUUGGCCUUGCACCGAAUGUGUGUCCACCGCCUGCCAGUGAACCUCCAGAGAAUAUUCAUCUGCCUUUAAAACAAGCUAAGAGACCUCAAUCGCUGCCUCCUUUAGCUUUUUGCCCGCCUUCUCGUGCCUCGUCUCCUGAUGCCUUACCCUUUCUUUCAGGUACUCCUAUUUAUCCAGUUGCAAAAGAAUUUCCCCCGCAUGUAAAGAAGGUGCCUUUAAGGAAAAAGAUUGAGACUACAAAACACAAGAAGCUAAUUAACGAACACUCAAGAGAUUUUUCUACAAGAAAAGGACUCGAUUCCUGUUUAGGAAGUUGUAAGAAUCGGGGAUUGUCACUAGAGAGUAUUCGAAAAGAUGAUACGGUUAGGAAAACUGAGGAUCGAAAAAUGUGCAAAAAAAAUUGCAAGAGAUGCAAAACAAGGAAACUGUGUCAUCAGAGCCGAGAAGCAAAUGAGGAGGAAAAUGGAGCUUUGCCUCGAAUUGAAUCAAAGUCUCUAGUAAAUGAAGAUGCAAAUAGCAAAGAUGCUUCUUCUCUGCGAGAAUUUGAAACGAGUUUAAAGUUGAGCAAGAAUCCAAAACUGUCGCAAGAAUAUACUCGCAAAUGUUGUGAGCUAUCAUUACAAGAAAAAAAGAAUAAAGCUCUAGAAGGUCAAUCCCAAAGAAUACAAGAAAACAAUUUAAUUAUGGAUAAUAAUCGGAAAAAGUGUCAAAAUUGUAUUCAUAAAAAUGCAGAAUUACCAUUGAAAGCAACUGAUGAAUAUAUUUUUCAAAAUGGGUCUGAAUCGGAUAAUAUUCAAAAAGAAAAGAAAACUAAUUUAGAAAUAAAUAAAAAUAAAAAUGAAUGCAGAGCUCCUUGUCGAAAAGAAUCCGAGUUAUUCUUGAACGAUAGAAAAAAUCGAGAAUAUUCUGAUGAAUCAUUAUUAAAUUCUAAAACUCAUAAAGGUCAAUCCCAAAGAAUACUAGAAAACAAUUUAAUUAUGGAUAAUAAUCGGAAAAAGUGUCAAAAUUGUAUUCAUAAAAAUGCAGAUUUACCAUUGAAAGCAACUAAUGAAUAUAUUUUUCAAAAUAGGUCUGAAUCGGAAAAUAUUCAAAAAGAAAAGAAAGCUAAUUUAGAAAUAAAUAAAAAUAAAAAUGAAUGCAGAGCUCCUUGUCGAAAAGAAUCCGAGUUAUUCUUGAACGAUAGAAAAAGUCGAGAAUAUUCUGAUGAAUCAUUAUUAAAUUCUAAAACUCAUAAAUAUCAAUAUAAAUGUGAAAAAGGAACUGAAAUAUCCUUGAAUGAUAACAAAAUAAAGAAUGAUAAAAAAUCUGAAAAUUUACGAGGGCGAAAAUAUUGUACUCGAACUAAUUCCGAUUUAUCUAUAAAAGUUAGUAAGAAAGCGUCUGAAACAAAUUCGAGAAUAAACAACAAUCAAAAAAAGUUCCAAGAUGAGGAAAAAAUUUCCCUAGUAGGGUCACAAAUUUCAAUAGAUGAGGAUAGAAAAACGGACAGACAAAAUUCAAACGUUUCGGAUGGGAGAGAAAGUGAGGCCAAAGAUAAAACAAAAAAAGAAUAUGAUGCUCAAAACACAUCUACAACAAAUUUAAGAAUGAGUAAGAAUCAAAAAUAUGAAAACGCAGAAACUUUCUCAAACAAAAAUGCGGAUGGAAAGCUUAGAAAUAAUUCUUCACAAAAAGCAUUCGAUACAUAUUUAGUAAGACGGGAUGCAAGUAAACAGAUAUCUCAUAAAAACUCUCGAGAUAAUUUAAGCAUAAGGUCGAGUCGAAAGGACUCGCGAGAUUUGCGAAAAAAGUACAAGGAAAAAGAUUCAAGAAGUGAUAAUCCGGGUGCAUUAUAUAAGUCGGUUCACAGCAGAGUUAGAGGAAAUAUUUCUGGCAAAGAAUCUAAAAGAUAUUCACUAAGUAAGCCUAAGACUCAAUUGAUAGACAGAAGGUAUAAAGCCGAUAGGAAGAAGUCUGAUGCAACUCUUAGAAAAAAAUCGGGAGAAUCGCCUCGACCAAGUCAGGAAAAUAAUGCAAUUGAAUUGACCUUCCGUCAAAAAAUGCAGACUUUCUUGAGUUCAUUUGCUCCUUCGUUAGGAGUUUUGUCAAAAAUCUCUCAAACAUUGAAGAAGCAUUCGGCAACCGAAGCAAAUAUUUUAAGUCCCAAUGAAACAAUGAAUCGCUUAGUGGACACAAUGAAUAAGCAAAUCGAUAGCUUAGAAAAAUCCUUUAUUUCCCAAAAAUCGGAGAGAUCUGAGGUAAGACAGAGAUCUGAAAAUCAAGGCAGUGAUUUAAGCCACACCAGUAAAUCUAUGAUACAUCAAGCAAGAGACGAUGCUGCUGAAACUAAAGAUUGUUUUAAAGGCGAUCAGAAUUUAGAAUUGAACAAAUCAGAUACAUUUAUGCAAUCCAAGCGAGGGUCAUCAAAGAACUCUAAGGAAUCGCACAACUCCCGGAGAGGACAAGACUCUAGUCAUAAAUCAAAGAUAAUAAGAAGCUCUGAGAAUCAGUUGCGAUCCACAGCAGGUCGAAGUCAAACCAAUUUGAAAUUGAAUCGAGUUUUAUCACAAUUUUUGAAUAGUUUCUCCGAGCUUUACAAUGAAUCCCUAAAGCAAAAUAAGGAUAAGUUGAACUAUAUUAGAGGUGGAGAUAAUCAACGAAGAAGUAGACGCAGUUCAGAUGCGCAAUUAAAUGAGGAACGGAAGAGUAGAGCAGAGUUGCAUCAGAAUCUUAUAGAGUUGAUAAAGAAGCACAAUAUGCGCUUCGAUCAGAAUUAUGAAAGAUCUAGGAGAACAAACCAAGUUCCUAUAUUGAACGCAGAUGAAUCUAACCUUUUUGAAAUAGUUCGCAGCUUGCCAUUGUCGCAACAAAGUGAUCAAUGGCUUGAACAUGAUCAUGCAACAUCAGAUAUUGAUAGUCGUGAACUAACUGCGACUCGGCAGAAACUUCGUGAACAGCAAUGUCGGACGUCGGAUGAUAAUGCAAAAGCCAAAAUCAAAAAUAAAUACCGCAACCGUAAAGAAAAUAAACAAGAGGAUUUGAAGAUAUGUUUAUUAAGGCAAGAGAAUGAUGACUCCCCUCCGGUGUUAGAGGAAUACAAUGUGGCUGGCUUCACGCGUAGCCACAGUUCACAUCCUUUGCAGAAAGGCGGAAAGGAUAAUCGAUAUGAGACACUUUGUUCCUCCAGAAAAUGGGAAAACCUAAGUGCUAUUGACGAGAAAAAUAUGAAAGUCGUAUUGACUGACCUCCAAAGGUUCUGUAAGAAAAACUCCAUCAACAGCAAUGACGACCGCAAGCCUGUGGUUCUGGUGCCCUUUCGACCAGACAGCCAACAUCACGGAGGAGUGCUUGGCAUGUGCAAACCCGAUGAGUGGAGAGAGCUGAAGUUGUCCAAAUGUUGCAAGUUAGAAAAUCGAACAAAAAAACAACCUUCUGAAUCAUCAAACAUUUUCCUUAAAAAUAAGAGAUUAACUGGACGAUAUAAGUCAACUCCAAGUCGUGAGUCGAAGUUACAACGUUCGGAUUUCUCUUCCAAGCGAUGCCAGUGCUCUAAACGUCAAUCGGAACUAAUCGCAAGAAAACACUGUUUAUUAUACAGAACCGAUUCGGAGAUACCACAACCUCAUCAAAGUGGUGAAACAAAGCCGUCUGGGUCCCAACGUGUCUCUCAUUCAUUUCAAAGAAACAACAGAGAGCAAUCGGCAAAUAAUCCAUCUAAAUCACCAGAGAAUGUUGCACGGUCAUCGCCAACUGAGGAAACACAGCAAGAGACCCAAGAAAAGUCAGCGGAAUAUCCAGAAAAAGGCUCAACCCCAAGAAAUGAUAAAGGCCAAUUACAAAGUACUCCAUUUAAAUCACCAGAGACUCGUUCUCUUAAUGCACACGCAUCUCACAGCGAAGAACGACACUCUCUUACGUAUUCCUCACAUUUUAUGACAUCUCAAUCUGAUCAAAGCACUGGGCCUACUUCUCCAUCCUAUGAUUCGGUCCCUUCAAAAGUCGGUAGCAGAAUUUCCUGGAAUAGGGCGAAGCAAGCACGGUAUCGUUCUAAGUCUCAAAAAUCGAAAUCCUCUUUAAGAGCAAGAAGGCGAUCAGAAUUGCUCAAAUCACACUCUCAUCGAAAUGAUAAACGCGAAAGUUUUCAGGAACCGCAAUAUUUCAAAUUUGGAAUUCAACCAUCCUCGCGAACAAAUAGACACCAACCUGAAAAAAGACAAUCGCGGCAACGAAAUCGAUCGGAACAGACGAAAAAAACUUCUAGGGGUGGAGAUAAGGUAAAUCGUUUUAAGGAUGAACAUCAAGUAAGACGUGAUCAUUCUAGAAAUCAACAAACGGAACCAAAUUAUACUGCUGACCAUAAUGCAAAUCGUUUUAAUAAUGAUCAGCGAGUAAGACGUGAUCAUUCUGAUUCUAGCCCUAGAAACCAACAUGUGGAGAAAAGUCCCAGUGCUGCACAAAAUAUAAAUCGUUUUAAGGAUGAGCAUCAGGAAAGGCGUGAUCUUUCUAGUUCAAGCAUUAGAAAUCAACAAUCGCAGUCGUCAAGUCGAUCUGGUAAAAUCAAAAGAAAUAUCAGUUUCAGUAGUGAACAACAAGUACAACAUGAAGACUCGAAGUCUCAGAUAUCUCACGGUAAAGUUCAGCAAAUGCAAAAGAAUUCUGAUGAAGAAGAGCGGCCUUACCAUCAAAGACCCAAAUCACCGGCAUGUCCAGGGGCACAUAAUUUGCGAAAUGUUGAGCAAUCACCAAGUUCCCGUCAAAGGGAAACUCAUGCAACAAUAGAUGACGUUAAGAUUAUUAUGAAGCCGCGCCCCUUGCGGUCAACCAGUGCUGAAGAUCUAACAGCAUUGGAAACAACAGCAGCAGCACCUUUAUGUGCGUCGAUUGAACACAAAGGUCUAGAACAGGAUAGUCUAGAAUAUUGCGAUUGCAUAAAAAACUACAGAGAACUGAAGCGCCAACAGGAGUUGCAAUUGCAAGAGGUAUUCAGACAGACGAAUGAAGCAUACGAGAGAUGCUUGGAAAGACAGCGACAAUUGCAGGGAACUGAGACAAUUAAGUGCGGUCUACAGCAACAUGGGCCAAAAACUAAUUCCUGUUUUGAGAAAAUGCAACAGCAGCAAUACAUUGAACUACAUCAGCGACAAGUAGCUCAGCAGCAGUGGCACGAAGCACAGCAGCAACUGCAGCGGCAACUGCAGCAGCAACAGGAGCAGGAGAAGCAACGACUUAGAUAUCAGCAGCAGCAACAGCAACAUCAUAUACAAGUAGAAGAAGAAUGCAAUUGUAGAUAUAGGCAACAGCAUUCAGAUAGCAGUCAAGCUUCCGCUUAUAUGCAGCAGCAAAAACAGUCUAACCAUCAAUAUAUGCAGCAACAGCCAUCAGAUGUCAGUCAAAUUGCCGCCUAUUUGCAUCAGCAACAACAGAAUCAUCAUCAAUGUAUCCUACAACAGUUGCAACAGCAGCAACAAUUGGAACAGCAGCGACAAUUGCAACAGCAGCAACAGUUGCAACAGUUUCAUAACCAGCAACAAUUACAACAGCAGCAGCAACAAAUGCAACUCCAAACAGAGACUUUGUGCCCCUGUAAUAAUUAUAUGAUAGCUUCACCCCAAAACGCUUUGCAGGCUCGUAGCUAUUUCACUGAUUCAAUUGCCCCUGCACUAGAUAUAGGAGAUGUGUCGUCUAGUUUUUAUCGACAAACUUUGCUUAAAUAUGGCAUACCACAUCUGCCCAGCGACUACCAACCUCGACAAGCACACGUCUGCUGUGCGCAAUGUCCUUGUCAAUGCCAACAGAAACAACCACAGCAACAUCAACAAAAUUGAAAGCAACGGCAGUUAACAAAUGUAUACAAAAAAAAAAAGUAUGAGUAAAAGAAGAGACUUUAUUUUUCGGAUCUAGUA